This is a messenger RNA of Bursaphelenchus xylophilus (pine wood nematode), 720 nucleotides long. The record is from the annotation of a GenBank genome assembly. Lineage: Eukaryota; Metazoa; Nematoda; Chromadorea; Rhabditida; Aphelenchoididae.
AUGGACCGAGCGAUCCUCGCUUGUUUGGUUUUGGCAGUGGCCAUUCAGGCUCAGAAAGAUCCUCUUAAAAAGUUUACCGAGGCCAUCGAGAAUCCCUUGGCUAAUGGAUUCGGAGAUGACAUCGAAUGGGUCAAGUGGGAAGAUGCCAUCGAGAAAUCUUUGGAAGUAAACAAACCUAUCUUCCUCCUGAUUCACAAGACCUGGUGUCAUGCUUGCAAAUGUAAGCGUUUUAAUUAUAAUAAUCAUUGACAUGAGUAACAAUUACGUAAGGAUGACUAUUAAAUUAUUGAUAUUAAUACUCCGAGUUCAGCUCUCAAAAAGACCAUGCAACAAUCUAAUGCUCGCAAAGCCUUCAAGCGUCUUUCGGAGUACUUUGUGAUGGUCAACACUGUCGAUGACGAGGAGCCUUAUGAAGAAGAAUAUAGACCUGACGGAAAAUAUAUCCCUCGUCUUUUGUUCCUAGACAAGAAUGGAGACCACCUGGAACAAUUCAAGAACAAGAAAGCCGAGUACAAGAACUAUUCUUAUUACUAUUCAUCUCCCGCCGAUAUUAUCAACACCAUGAAAGAUGUCCUCAGACAUUUCGAGAUCGAUGUCCCUGAUCUUAAAAAACCCGAUGGAUUGAAGCCUAAGAAACCGGCCAAGAAAACUGAUGGUCCUGAACCACCAAAGAAACAAAAGAAGGAAGAAAAGAAGGAGGAAAAGAAGAACGAGUUGUAA